UCUGUUGGAGACGGAGCACACAGCAUCGCUCUCAAUGACUUAAAGGUGUCGACUGGACUUAUUUUUCCUUACUUCGUGUCAGUGGUCCCUCUCUCGCUGGAUAUAAUGAGAGGAUGGCCAAGCGGCGAGAAACGGACGAAAGAGAGCUGAUAUCCCCGGAUCUCCAGCAACACCAAGGCGAUGAAUCGAAUCCUGGGCACAUAAACAUGGAUUGUGAUGAUGGGGAGGAACUGUCUUUGGAGGAAAUUUUAACGUUGUACAGUCAGCCGAUCAACGAGGAGCAGGCAUGGGCAGUUUGUUACCAGUGCUGCAGGUCUCUGGCGCAGGGGCACCGGAGAAGACAUUCCAAAUCCGCCGCAGCUCGGGUGGUGGAUCAUGCGAAAAGGAUCGAAGGACCCGGGGAUGUAAAGAUUCAUAAAGACGGAACCAUCAGGUUGCAAUAUCAGGGUAGACCAGAUAAAUAUGGCUCGCCCUGUUCAUCGUCAGAGGUGAUCGAGUCCCUGGGCAUCAUGAUCUACAAGGCACUGGACUAUGGGCUGAAGGAGAAUGAGGAGAGGGAGCUGAGCCCGCCCCUGGAGCAGCUCAUUGACCUCAUGACCAACAUGGCCGAGUCUGAGAGAGACGCCUGCCCUGAUGAGGGCUACGAGGCCACCGAGGAGGAGGACGAGGAUGAGGGCGAGGAAGGCCCCGACGGCAUCUGCAGCGUCCGCGGCUACAGGGACAUCCUCAAGCUCUGCACCUCCCAUCUCCCCAGCCCCUCUGAUGCGCCCAAUCACUACCAGGCUGUGUGUCGUGCCCUCUACGCUGAGACCAAGGAGCUCCGCACCUUCCUGGAGAAGAUCAAGAGUGCCAAAGAGAAUCUGCGGCGGAUGGAAUCCGAGAGGUCGGAGGAGCCGGCCAGGGACCUGAACGAGCUGCAGAACGCUGAUUGGGCUCGGUUCUGGGUCCAGGUGAUGAGGGAUCUCAGAAACGGGGUGAAGCUGAAGAAGGUCCAGGAGCGCCAGUACAACCCCUUGCCCAUCGAGUACCAGCUCACACCCUAUGAGAUGCUCAUGGACGACAUCCGCUCCAAGCGCUACACACUGCGCAAGGUCAUGGUGAAUGGAGAUAUCCCACCCAGGUUGAAGAAGAGCGCCCACGAGGUUAUCCUGGACUUCAUCAGGUCUCGGCCGCCCCUCAACCCUGUUGCUGCUCGAAAGCUGAAGCCCCACCCCCAGCGGCCGCGGAGCCUGCAUGAGCGAAUCCUGGAGGAGAUCAAGGCAGAGAGGAAGCUGAGACCCGUGUCCCCUGAUGAGAUUCGCAGGAGCAGACUUGAUGCAUCUACUCCUGAAACUCAGAGGAACCUGUCCAUGAGCGCGCUGGCACUGUCCAAUGGGACGUCGCCAGCUUUGAGCCAGCGGAAUGCUGGGGGCGGGGCUCAGGCCCUGUCCCAGAGGAAGAAGCUCCUGAAGGCACCCACGCUAGCUGAACUGGACAGCUCCGACUCGGAUGAUGAGACUACGCGCAAGUCGAACAGUAGCUCCAGCGUCUCCACCUCGGUGGUGGACGACACGUCUCCAGAGUCUGCAAAGGGCAAGAAGACUCCACCCAUGUUCCUGCCCAUUUCCUCCACCCCCCAGCCCGAGAGACGCCAGACUGCCCAGAGGAGACACUCAAUCGAGAAGGAGACCCCCACCAACGUGCGGCAGUUCAUCCCCCCGACCCGACAGAGCUCCAAGUCUCUGGAGGAGUUCUGCUACCCGGUGGAGUGCCUGGCACUGACGGUGGAGGAGGUGAUGCACAUCAGGCAGGUGCUGGUCAAAGCCGAGCUGGAGAAGUUCCAGCAGUACAAAGAUGUAUACAAUGCACUGAAGAAGGGAAAGCUGUGCUUCUGCUGUCGGGCAAAGAGGUUCUCCUUCUUCACCUGGUCCUACACCUGCCAGUUCUGCAAAAGGCCUGUCUGCUCACAGUGUUGCAAAAAGAUGCGGCUGCCCUCCAAACCCUACGCCAACCUGCCCAUCUACUCCCUGGGCUCCAGCGCCCUGCCAAAGGAGGAGGCCCGGCAAGAAAAGCCCUCAACCAGCCACCACCGGCACAGCCUGCAGCGCACCGUCUCCAGGCUGUCCAGGCAUGGGGACAGGUCACGUGAUGAGGGGGAGCUCCCCAGGGAGCUGACGGAGGACUGGAGCAGCAUGGAGGUGUGCGUGGACUGCAAGAAGUUCAUCUCCGAGAUCAUCUCCUCCAGCAAGCGCAGCCUGUCGCUGGCCACCAAGCGCGCGCGCUUAAAACGCAAGACCCAGUCCUUCUACAUGUCCUCCCCGAAAGCUUCCGAGUACCGCCCCUCUGAGAGAACUAUCAAUGAGGUGUAGACCGGUGCCUUCUGUGACCCCCUACCCCCCACCACCCCCCACCUGGAGAAGACCACUACGGACGGUGCGCGAUGAGCGGUCUGGGUCUGGUGAGGAGGUGUGAUUCAGUCAAUGUCUCUGUCAUCGUUUAUUUCGGUCUGUUUGGUGAUGUCACUGAGGGCCUCUGGUUUGAAAUAUUCAGCCACCUGUGGCUAAAAGAGGACAAAAAAAGAAGAAAAAAACCUGAUUUUUCAUUAUUGUUGUGGUUGUUUUUUUGUUCUUAUGUUCUUGUCGUUACUGUGUACCAGUUCUUCCUUGACAAAAGAAUGGUCAACUUCAGUUCUGGAACUGCUGUACUGCACAUGGUAGAAUUCCCAAUAACCCCCUCUCCCUUCCCCCUUCUGACAGAAGAGACUCUGAAUUCUGAAGUGUACAGUUUGAGGCAGAGUGAACCCUCAGCAUGGUAUAGCCUUUGCUCUCUGCACCCCCCCCCCCCCCCCCCCAAAAAAAAUGUUAUGGACCAGCUCUUUUUUGGAACCCCCCCAGGGGAAAUUGCACUUGGUUGCCCAACAACAGGAAGAGGAAUAAGCACAAUCCCACCAUUAGCCAUGAAAUGACGAAGCAGUUGCAGGUUGUAUAGAAUUUUAUUUUUAUCAAUCAGACAAAAAAACAGCACUGAGAGUUCACAGUGUUCACAGCCUAAAACAUUUGGUACAUAGUUUAAUGGUACAUGGUAACUAAUGGUGGGUGAGUUCCUUGGAGUCAAAGUAGUGGCUCUGUGUAUCUUGUAUUAGGAGAUCUGUAAUGAUCUUAAGUGUUUUCUACAAGUUAAAAUUUUAUAUGGUGAAUUGAUUAGUGAUCAAUGAGCGUAUGCAUAGUAUUUAAAGGCUCAGCUCAGACGCGAGAUAUGAAAAAUGAGAAUGUUUCCUUUCAUUUUGGUCCUAGGAUCUUCAGGAUGUUUUUGGUCAUGGCCUGAUCAGGGUUUUGUGGCCAUUUUUGUCAUGCUUUAGAAGGCUCUCAGUAAUUGCUGCAUCAUUUGAACCACUUAUACAUUCCACAGCUUUCAAGGAAGCUGUAAUGUGUUUACAUUUAUCAAACUUAACAUUAUUUGUGUAUUUUUAAUUACUUUGUAUUAACAUAGAUUUUUUGUUUUUUGAGACAAACAACAUCAAGGCUCCUCCAAUCUAGCUCACCUUUCCACUUCUGUUAGACAUGUCCUAGAAGUUUCAAAUAUAUAUAGUGUAGCAUAGGUAGAUUGGGUCAGGAUGGAGUCAGUGAAAAGCACAGUGUACAGAGACUGUGAACAAAAGGGUUAAAUAAUUGCCUGUAAAUCGUAAGGCUAAAUAUACCUUUUCAAGUCUUAUUUCCUGUUUUUUUUAUUGUUUUUUUAAGGUGGCCGGGGGGGAUUUUAUAGCAUACUUUGGUCAUUUCCUCACUGAAAGGUUUUCCUGGUGCCAAAAAGGGUUACUCUGUCUGAAUGGGGUUAAGUUGAGGCCCAAUGUAAUUUUUACCCUGCUGUAAAUAUCUUGUGAUGAAAUGUACUAUGAACCAAAAGCUGCCGUCUGAUUGGGUCCUCUGUGCUCCCA
Megalops cyprinoides (Indo-Pacific tarpon) is the source of this 3913-nucleotide messenger RNA. RefSeq names its product protein spire homolog 1-like. NCBI's taxonomy places the organism in Eukaryota, Metazoa, Chordata, Actinopteri, Elopiformes, Megalopidae. The record is from RefSeq and is a predicted model, not a curated record. Gene Ontology annotation, biological process: cleavage furrow formation; actin filament network formation; polar body extrusion after meiotic divisions. The transcript has 16 exons. Gene Ontology annotation, cellular component: cytoplasmic vesicle membrane; cell cortex. The coding region runs from base 114 to 2348 and encodes 744 amino acids. Gene Ontology annotation, molecular function: actin binding.